Numida meleagris (helmeted guineafowl) is the source of this 1645-nucleotide messenger RNA. RefSeq names its product serine and arginine rich splicing factor 5 (gene SRSF5). Gene Ontology annotation, cellular component: cytoplasm; nucleus; ribonucleoprotein complex. Bases 177 to 974 code for a protein of 265 amino acids. The transcript is spliced from 8 exons. The record is from RefSeq and is a predicted model, not a curated record. Gene Ontology annotation, molecular function: mRNA binding. Lineage: Eukaryota; Metazoa; Chordata; Aves; Galliformes; Numididae.
GGCCUAGGCGCGGGGCCGCCUCCAUUUUGCGGCACAGCGGCGGGGCGGAGCGCAGUCAGCAGCGAGCCGCGGCGCGGGGAGCAGAGCGCCGCCCGCUAGCGCAGUACCGGCCUGCCCGCGCCCACCGGCCUGCACGCACCGGGACCCGCGGCCCAGCGAGCUCCGCGCCUCCAGCCAUGAGCGGCUGCCGCGUCUUCAUCGGGAGGCUGAACCCCGCCGCCAGGGAGAAGGACGUGGAGAGGUUCUUUAAGGGGUACGGCCGCAUCCGGGACAUCGACCUGAAGAGGGGCUUCGGGUUUGUGGAAUUCGAGGAUCCGAGAGAUGCAGACGAUGCUGUCUAUGAGCUGGACGGAAAAGAGCUUUGCAGCGAGAGGGUUACUAUUGAGCAUGCGAGAGCACGCUCUAGGGGUAGAGGCCGAGGGAGGUACUCUGACCGCUUUAGCAGCCGCCGUCCACGCAGUGACAGGAGAAGUGCCCCGCCUUUAAGGACAGAAAACCGUCUCAUAGUAGAAAAUUUGUCGUCCCGAGUCAGCUGGCAGGAUCUCAAAGACUUCAUGAGACAAGCUGGGGAAGUAACCUUUGCAGAUGCACACAGACCUAAGUUAAAUGAAGGGGUGGUUGAAUUCGCCUCUUACAGUGAUUUAAAGAAUGCUAUUGAAAAGCUUUCUGGUAAAGAAAUUAAUGGAAGAAAAAUCAAACUAAUUGAAGGCAGCAAAAGACACAGUAGGUCCAGAAGCAGGUCACGGUCUCGUAGCAGAAGCUCAUCCAGGUCUCGUAGCCGUUCCCGUUCCCGAAGCCGCAAGUCUUACAGCAGGUCAAGGAGCAGGAGCCGUAGCAAGUCUCGAUCAGUUAGCAGAUCUCCAAUGCCAGAGAAGAGCCAGAAGCGUGGCUCUUCCAGUAGAUCUAAAUCCCCAUCGUCUGUGGAUCGACAGAGGUCUAGAUCGAGGUCCAGAUCCGUUGAUAGUGGCAACUGAACUAUAAGUGACUUGCCCUGGGGGCCCUUUUUUAAACCAUACUUGCUAGAACUCGUGGUAAGUAUGUGACUUUCUGAGGGGAAGGGUUUGGAUGGGGUGGGGAGGGACGAAGGGGGGGUUGCGGGAUCUUUGUAGAUGUGGACCUUGGUGGGGAGGGUUAUUGACUAAUUGUAUUAAAUGUUUUUUGAUAACCCUUUUUUUGCUCACAUUUUUUGUGAAUGUCUGAAGUGAAUAGUUUGUGUAUAUUGCCAGAGCUCUUUAUAACUAAAGCAGACAACUUUUAAAACUUUUUUUUACUCCAAAAAGAGUAAUCUGAACACUGAAUUCCCAGUACACUCAAGUGUGAAUAGCAAUUCAGAAUAUUAGUUUGAGAUAUUAAACCAACAGCUUUAGGCAUCUAAGAGCUCUACAUGUGCUGUACAUAAAGCUUUAUUUCAGAGCUUUUUUUUUUUUUUGUGCUUUAGAACCACUGUUUCACUUAUAGGUCAGCAGAUUAAGUGCUCGACAGUAUUGGUAAUAAAACUUUAUUUUAAAAACUUCUCAUUGAAUACGCCUUGCACUGCAGUAAGAAAAUGCCCAUUUCACUGCCCUGUGGUAAUAGUAUUCUAUAAGGCACCCUAACUCUUGAUACUUAAGAAUUAAACAGCUCAAAUAAAGUAUGAAGAAACGUG